This is a messenger RNA of Lytechinus variegatus (green sea urchin), 20133 nucleotides long. Its product is annotated as E3 ubiquitin-protein ligase UBR4-like. Gene Ontology annotation, molecular function: zinc ion binding; protein binding. NCBI's taxonomy places the organism in Eukaryota, Metazoa, Echinodermata, Echinoidea, Temnopleuroida, Toxopneustidae. The coding region runs from base 16 to 16317 and encodes 5433 amino acids. The record is from RefSeq and is a predicted model, not a curated record. The transcript is spliced from 108 exons.
CGGAAAAGCUCAAUCAUGGCUGCAACAUCUGGAGGAGUCAACUGGGGCUCGGUCCAAAAAAUACUGAUCACAGCCUCAAAUACCACUUUUAAAAGCUCAGAUGUUCCCCGUAUUGUGGAUGCCAUACAUGAAAGCAAAUUCGAAAUCUUGAAACAUGAUGAUAAAUAUGAGAACUUCUACUCCUGCUUUGUGGCACUGUCAGCUCACUACAUUGCUGACCACUCAUCGCUGUUGUCCAAAUCUGUGGUCGGCAGCGUGGUAUCAGCUUGUCAUGUCUUGAUGGACUUUUGUCUUCAGCGUAUGCUCAAGUUCAAGGAGGCAUGUUCUGUAUCACAGAGGAACCUGAUGUCCCUGAUUGAGGGUCUUUGUACUGGUGUAGGUCAACUUCAGAGGUCAAAUGUCGUGACCUUGACAGCCAUGCUGAAGACGGCAAAGAUGCCUGUAUCUACAAAACAGGUCGCAGAAGAGACAACACUGAUCAAAGUGAAGGAGACUCAGAGUAUAUCAAGAGCGGACUUUGUGAAGCAACUGAUGUCGGCUUUCAAGGACACCAGCACAGCAGCCUCGGGAUCCUCUGGCAUGGCGAAGACCAGUGCAAACAAUGAACCAGAGACUUUGAAAUCCAUUGAAAAAGACGGCAGUCGUUCCUACUUUGCAUCCAGGAACAUAGACAACCUCCAUUCCCUGCGAGGGGCAGACAUUCUCCUAGAUGUCUGCCUGAAUCUGCCUUUCCUUCAGCGAUACAUCAACAAUUACAAGGAAGCCACGACCGGCCAAGGGUUUGUCUUGCCCAACACAUUCAACGAUGCCAAUAGUAUCAAGGCAAACUUUCCAUCUUUACUCAACGACAUGACCAUCGUCAACCGCGUCCUUGACCUACCGACCCUCGAACCCAUGACCGCCGCCCACCUGGAGAAGGUUGCCACGGUGAUCAUGAGCUGCCUGUACGCAGCCAUCGCCGCUGCCGUGGCCAGCAGCAUCAUGAGUGCGGGGGGAAGCCACGCCCGGUCUGCGUCGGAAUCUAGAGUCGGGAGCAUUACGACAAUGAAAGAGGAAGAGCUUGAGAGCAUCUGCAACUCUGUCGUUCUGAAAGGACUAACUCUGUUUGAGAAACUUACCUGCAAUAUCAAAUCAUCAACGAGAGCCAGUGGACAUCAUCUUCAAAACCUGUACCUGAUGGGCGCAUGGUGUGCCUUGGGUGGGAUGGACCACAUCUUGACCCUGACGGCCGCAUCAUCGGCGGUCCCCGUACCUCCGGAGAAGGGUAAAGACAAGGAGGAGAAGCCAGCAGGCCCCACCCAUGCCACACCCUUCACCUCAUCCAAAGGCCCUGGAGAUGGUGGAGCAGGAAAGGUGCCUCCUGCUGCUGCAACUGCCACAAAGACUACCAAAGGUGAUGUCAAAGACAUUGGUGGACCAGCUGCUCCUCAGAGGCCAACCUCGGCAAGAUGGUCUCAAGGCUUCAGCAGCCUGACUGUAGCCCUUUCAACAUUCGUCUUGAAAGCUCUGACUCAACUCCUAGAAGACCUACACAUUGAAAGACUAUCACAGGAUAGCAGUAUGAUGAAGGUACCCCAUGCCAGGCUUGAGAUCUUGCCUGCGUUCACUGCCACACAGAGGGUUAAAACCAUCCUUGAAGCAUACCCUCUUACCAGUCUUCUACUCAACCUAUUCACGGGGUCAUACAAAAAGGCUUGUACUUUGAUCCGUUUGAAGAGCGAGAUGGAGGAUGCAGCCGACGACGAGAGCGACUCCCAUUCCCUCAAUGAGUGCUUCGGGGGAGAGACAGGGAGCUAUGAAGAAUCUUCUGAAGAUGAUGACAGUGAGCCGAUACUUGGUCCUUGGUUUGAGGAAUCGCUUACCUCUGAACCAGAAUCCAAGGAUUCCACCCCCACGGCCCCGCCCCCUCCUCCGCCUCCAUCGGAUGAUAAGAAAGACGUUGACAAGCAGGAUAGUAACAAAGCUCUGCUAACGGGGGAACCCAACGACAAAGAGGAGGCAACUGAGUACCUGAAGUUGUCGAGAGAUAUAUUGCAGUUUCUCUCCGGUCAUCUCUUUCAAAUCUCUGAGGACCUGUGCCAACAGUUUCCAAGCUUAGCAUUUCAAGAGCAGCACACUGCUAGUCUGGCUAAUGUCCUCAAGGAUUUGGACAAGGGCGUUAUCAAGAUGGACAACAGUCACCUGACUGAUGAAUUCUCCAGUGUACUGAUUCACUUCUGCCACACACUUCUUGCUUCUGAGCUGUUAUCUCCGAAACUACAGGAUGUGUUACUUGGCCAUCUUGGUGUCCAGCCGUCCAGUUCAAGCAGCUGGCCCCUGAGCCUGCCACCUCGCACCCUGGCCAUCCUGGCCCACAUCUUGGUGAAGCGUCAACAGACGUGGAUGGGACCCAGCGAGAAGGAGCAUGGCAUGACGGUUGGCCUCAGGGUCUGGCAGAAGUUCCUCUCGGUGCUGAGGGAGUGGGCCCUGAAAACGGACACCCAACCAGAAGGUGAAGAUGUGAAUGUGGAACACAUUCAGCUACUGCUGUUUGUAUUUGACAGCUUGGCUAGGAGUAGCAAGAUGAUCAUCCUUACACAGUGUGCAAACAUCAUUGUAGAGGCUUCACAAUCUGGGGACGUGAAGACCAAGAAACCGCUGGCUGUUUGUCGUCUUCUCCUCAUCUUUGAAUACUUCCUUCAUCACUACUCACAACCUCCUCCCAACCUUUAUGACCAGGUGCAAUGGAAUAUCUUCACGGUGCAAUCAUCGGACCCCGCCUUGAUGCUCUACCAAGAAGAGCGGGGUGGGAUCGCCAUCACCAAGUUCUACACCCCUUGCAGGGAGGUGGAGGAGAACUACCGCAAGGUCACCAUGGGGGAAAACCACUUCCCUGUCGCAGACGGAUCGACCUUCAAGCGAAGCUUCUACAACCUCGUCUCUGCCGAGAUGGAUAGGAACGGACCAGGCAUCGACAAAGGGGCAUGUGAGGUCCUAUAUGACCCUAACUUUGACUACAACGAGCUCUACUCGGCAGUUAUUGAACUCAUGGGGGCGGGAAGCGAGUUCCACCUCCAGGCUACCCAGAAUGCAUCAUCCUUUGAUCACAUGGACGGCUGCUCCAUCCACUACGCAGCCACCGUCUGUUGGAGAUUGUUGGGUCAAAUGGCACCCUCCGUGGCCUACAUCAAGCUGCUCGAAGGUCAGCACUGUGAUAGUGAGCGACCUUUGACCCAGCAUGAGGUCCUCCACUCAUUACGAUGGGUACCGCGUAUGCAAUCUGCCAAGUACACGACCUGGAUUAAGGAGCACCUUUGUGAACAAAGACUGCCAGACACUGAAGCUGAGAGUCUCCUAGAGAUCGUCAUCAAGCACUGCCAUACCGUCAAGUUUGAUGUACAGAUGGCACAAGAAUCCAUUGCAAGACAGCUCUCACAGAUGCCCUUGGAUGCACGGCCGACCGAUGUUCUCCCAGCCUCGACCCUUCCCAGCCUGCACCUGCUCUAUACCAUCGAUUCCGUCAUUGGCAAGCUACGCAUCUCGCUUCAGGAACGAUUUGUGAAAGCCAUGGAUGAAGAAGACCCCCGUAAAGGAAUGGAAGUGGCCCAAGAACUUCAGCCAAUCAUCAGUCAGCUUGUAGAAAUGUUUGGCCUGUAUUCAAGAUCUUGCCUGCUUGGCCAGCUGGACAAGAACUCUGAUAUGAAGUUGGAACAGCUAACACAGAGGGCCCUGUCUGGUUACGGAGCCGUGCUUCGCAUCGCAUCCAGCCGCGCCUCUCCGGCCUCAGCCCACGGCCUGACCAUGCUGGUGGCCCUGCCUAGCCCUGUGAGAACUGCUGUGGAGAAAUGGAAUGCGACCUCGAUGGGAGACUUUCCUACCGUCCCCUCCUUGGGUGAUAAUGCAAUGGAAGAUACCAACUUGUCAGAAAAAUACUUGAACUCACUAAGAGCAGCUCACCUUGGAUUGUAUUCUAAUCAGACGAAUUUCAACAUUGCGGCAGCUGUUCAGCAUGUCAUGGCAUCACUCGUCCGCUUCACUUCUGACCUCUCAGACUGGUGCCCCGAGUCUACGACCAACAAGGAUCGGAUGGUUGAAGUUCUGUUUCCAUUGCUUCUGGAUGCAAGCACAGAAUCAGUUGUAGAAUCGGCGACAUCGAUCGUCUCUCAGAUUGUGGGUCCACAGGAUGGGGAAGACUUCCUGACUAGACUCUUUUACCAGGUGUUUAAGACAUAUCAUGACAUCUUCACUCGGCAUGCACAUGACAGUGUACUGGAUGACUGCAUCUAUCAGGAGUGUAUCCAGGCCAUGGAAUCACACCUAGAAAAAGAGGCUGCCAAGCGCGCUCUGGAGAAACUCUACACCGAACAAGCAGAUCUUAUUGAUGUCCUCCUGUCGGCAGCCAAUGAGAACCUUUCAGUAGAAUAUGGUACCAAGGUGCUCAAGUUCUUCAAUAAACUCAUGCAACUAGCGGAGGAACAUCCAAGUGACACCUACAUCAACACCCUAUGCUCCAUGUUGGGUAGACAGGGUAGUUCCAACCCCAAGGCCCUUCAGAGUUGGCUGUCCCGUAUCAUCAGAGACAGUGAUCCCGGUGGGAAAGGCCAGGAGAACAGGGUCCUCUUACAGAGCUUGACCUCUUACAUCGUCAAGGAGAACAGUGCCGUUGGUGAAGGCGUUGCCUCUGCACUUCUCAAAGCACUCAUUCCGAUGUGUACCCAGCUCCUCUCCAACAUUGGCAGCGAGACGUUUGGUAUCGCUGAGCUUAUGCCUGUUAUGAUUACCCUGGCUGGGGCUGGCUCUGGCCUAGGUCACAUCGAGCUGUUCAGUGCUGCUGGGGAAUGGCUAGCCUCAUGCAAAGCUUACCUGUCUCAUAAAGAUGUUGCUGAGAAGAUCGGUGAAGAUGUGACCGAAGGAAAGCAUCAUACUGUAAUGGAAGCAGCCUGCUACCUACUCUCUUAUGUAGCCAAUGUAUUGGGAGCUCUCAAGCAGUCAGGAGACAAGUCUGCCCUCCCCUCCUUUGACAUGGAUGCUGCCCUGUUAGAUGUUGAUUCUGAUUGGGCAGAGGAUAUUGCUAUGGAGGAAGAUGACUCGGGAGGAGAAGAUUCAGAUGAAGACUCGCUGUGUAACAAGCUAUGUACAUUCACCAUCACACAGAAGGAAUUCAUGAAUCAACAUUGGUACCAUUGCCACACAUGUAAGAUGGUCGACGGUGUUGGCGUGUGUACCAUUUGUGCUAAGGUCUGCCACAAAGGUCAUGAAUUAUCCUAUGCCAAGUAUGGCUCUUUCUUCUGUGAUUGUGGAGCUAAGGAGGAUGGAUCAUGCCAGACGCUAGUGAAACGCACCCCGGGAAGCAACCUGGAGUCCAGCAUGUCCAACACUUCUGUCACCUCUCCUUUCUCUUCCUCCAACGCCCAACCCUCAUCCCACCAAGCCCCACCCUCCAGGGGCGGUAGCUCCAAGAGUUCGACCCUCCGACACCGUGGAGGAGGAGGAGGUAGCAGCACCGGAGCGCCCACCGCCGUGCCAUCGUCGAUGGUGGGGAGUGUCCUCUCGUCGCCCGGCAACCGUAUCCAGGGAAGUGGCGUCGGCGGUGGGGAGAGCGGUGGUGGCAAACCCAGCGAGGAGCUGCUCAAGUUUAGACAGAUGCUUGGACGUCAACUGGAGAAGAACAGAGACGCCAUUCUUAAACUUCUUGAGCAGAAUGGAAUGGCUACCCAUGUGAUAGAGCUUCUACAGUCUCUGACCGAACCCAUCGAGACUCACUGCAGCCGUACCUCGGCCGUCGGCUCCACCGCCAGGGCUCAGAAGGCUCUCCAGAACCUACACACCAGGGAUAAGAGCACAGAAAGCACAGACCAACUCAUGGUUCCAACUCUUGGCUCCCAGGAAGGGGCCUUUGAGAACGUCCGCGCCAACUUCUCCGGCGACCAGGGCCAGACCAUCCGCCAGCUUCUAGGUGCUCACAUGCUGCGCCGGGUGGCCAUGUGCUGCCUGGCCUCCCCCCACGGUCGCAGACAGCACCUCGCUGUGUGCCACGAGAAGGGACGCAUCACACUGCUGCAGCUCUCAGCUCUACUCAAACAGGCCGACUCCAGCAAGAGGAAACUGACUCUUACUAGAUUGUCAUCAGCACCUGUGCCAUUCACUGUACUGAGCAUCACAGGAAACCCAUGCAAUGAGGAUUACUUAGCUGUUUGUGGAUUGAAGGAUUGUCAUGUAUUGACCUUCACAAGUUCUGGAUCAGUAGCGGAUCACCUUGUCCUUCAUCCUCAGCUAGAAGCAGGUAACUUCAUCAUCAAGGCAGUCUGGUUACCAGGAUCUCAGACACAGCUAGCCAUCGUCACUGCCGAUUUUGUCAAGAUCUACAACUUGGCCAAGGAUGCUCUGAGCCCGACCUUCUACUUCCUGGUGCCCAGCGGUAAGAUCCGAGAUGCCUGCUUUGUCUUUGACUGUGAGGAGCACUCCAGAACCCUGGUCUUGAUGUCCUCUGCAGGCUACCUCUACACGCAACCGAUGGAGGAGGCCAGUGAGGCAAAGCAUGGGCCGUUCUAUGUCACUAACGUACUGGAAGUCAAGCAUGAUGAUCUGAAGGAUUCUGGUGGCCAGAUUGCAGGAGGAGGAGUUUCCUGUUACUACUCUCAUACUCUGCAACUUCUCUUCUUCAGCUUUGCACAAGGUAAAUCAUUCUGCGCCCCAAUCAAGAGCCAGCACCUAUCCAUCGACAAGCUCUUUCCCAUCACUAUCAAGAGCAAUGGAUCUGGUAAAUCGAACAACCCACCUCCCCUCUGCCAGUGGAGCGAGGUUCCCAUGCACCCAGGCCUGGUGUGCUGUCUGACCCAGACCAACAGCAUCCCUGUUGUCAUGAUGGUAGAACCUGAUCGUAUCAGGGUUCAAGAGAUCAAGACGCUGCCUGCAAAGGCCAAGGUCCAGGACAUGGUGGCCAUCCGUCACACCUCUUCCACCGACCAGCAUCGUACCACCCUCAUCCUGCUCUGUGAAGACGGCAGUCUGCGUAUCUACAUGGCCAACGUGGACAGCACAGGAUUCUGGAUGUCACCCCAGUUCCAGGCUUCAAGCUCCAUCAGCACCCUCAAACCAGUCCGCAAGAAGAAGGCCACCAAGUCUGGACGCCCAACUGGUCAAGUGAGCUUCCCAGUAGACUUCUUUGAGCAUUGUCAAGCAAUGAAUGAUGUAGAGUAUGGAGGUAAUGAUCUCCUUCAGAUCUACAAUGUACAACAAAUAAAGCACAGGCUCAACACAACAGGCACCUAUGUGGCUAGCACUAAGUUUGGUGGAUUCAACAUUGAAGUGAUGAACAAUAAUAACUCCAUGGUGAUGUUAGGGGUCAGAGUUCAUGUCGGAACCCAAGCCAUCGAGAAAGCGCCCUCUUACCUUGAAGUCUUUGGUAGAACCAAUCAGGUGACCCUGACUAGAAACAGAUGGUUUGAUAUGCCAUUUACCAGGGAUGAGUCUCUUACUGCUGACAAGAAAUUUACUCUCUUUGUUGGUCCAUCAUCAGAUCCAUCGGGCGUGACAAUGGUGGACUCCAUCAAGGUGUACGGCAAGACCAAGGAAGCGUUUGGCUGGCCAGACGAUCCUCCCGACGACUUCACCACCUCCACCUCCAACACCGCGACCUCCGGUGCCGCCAGCAGCACCAGUAGCACCAGCAGCAGUGCAGUCUCCGCAGCCGUCACCAACGGUACCGGCUCCACUGGAUCAGGGGGAGCGAGUACAACAUCUGUGACAGCUUCUCAGAUAUCCGUCGCACAUGCUGGGGAGAGUGAGGUCAUUGUUCCACCUCCCAUCCCACUCACUUCGUUGGAUCGUCUGGUGGCAUCAUCCCUGGAAGUCCUGGAUGGGUUUGUCUCCCUUGUACAGAUGGAUGAUAGGGAACCUACCAAACAGACCAUUCGGGAUCUUGCCACUCAACUCUUGAUCUUGCCGACACCGACAUCAGUUCAGCAGUUUACCAAGACACUGCUGGCCUCUGUGCAGCCUUCAAACAUAGCUUAUCACAAUCACAAGGACCAGGCCCAGCUAUCCCACGUGGUCCAAUGUCUCGGCUCUGCCUUCGCAUCUUCCGGCACCGCUCCAUCCCCUGGCAUGAUGGCUACCCUUGCCCCGACCUGUUCCACUGAUGCGAUCUCUGAUGGCAAACCUGCUGAGCUAGAUCCAGAGGCAUACCAGAGGUUGGUGGUGACGGCCCGCUCCGUGGCCGUCUCUCGGCCUCAGAAUCUGGUCAGGUUCGCUGCUGGGUCUGGGUCAACAACAGAGGGCAGGCUUCCGACUGUGAGACAUAUUGGAGAUUUGGAAGUCACUGAAAUCGAGAUUGAGGACAAGCUACACCCUUCAUCCUCGUCCUCAUCGACCUCCGUCUCCUCAUCAUCGUCCUCUACCCCAACGUCAUCGACGACCACCACCAGCACAGCAUCGUCUGACCUGAACAACGAUCAGCCACUGCCGUUUGUCUCCAAGAAGUUAGUGAUGACGGAUGCCGAGUCGAAGCACUUCUUGACCAAGUUAAUGGAUGCCUUCUGGAGGCUUCAUGACGGUAGACCAGCCAACCCUAUGCUUGCUCCUGCAUGCUUACCAGGACUGACCCACAUAGAGAUCACCAUUGGAGCCUUGGUAGAUGUCAUCCAUGCCUUUGCUUACAGCGACCCCACCAAUGUUACCUUGGCAACCAAGCUUUUGAUGAAGAUGCUCGUCUGUGAGGAUACCCAGGUUAGCUUUGCCGCCAAGCAAGCCCUGAUCAGAGUGAUGCGACCCCGACAGAAGCGUCGCCGGGUAAUCAUCCCCUCUCCACCCCAGUGCAGCUCGCCGCCUGUACCCGACGAAGGGGCCGAGCUGAACGUGGACGCGGAGGAGGACGAGGAGGAGGAAGAGGAGGAAGAAGACGAGGGUGACAUGGAGACAGGAGUGAUGCAGGGGGUCGAGGAGGAGGAUGAAGAGGAGGAUGAGGAGGAAGACGAUGAGGAGGAGAGAGAGAUCGCCAUGCAUCAGGAAGGUGACGAUGCGGAGGGUAUCCAGGAUGAAGCUUCCUAUGAAGUGGUGGAGCACUCAGAGCCCAUGGUCCUAGAACCUGGCGAUGCCGCCGGUAUUGGUGCUGGAUCCAACAACCAGCUCCCUCUGGAAGCCCUCCUGGGUGGGCGUGGCGGUUUCGCCCCCAUGCUGGAGAUACCACCUGAAGCCGAUGACGAAGCCAUGAUGGAGCUUGCCAUUGCUCUGAGUCUCCAGGAGCAGUCUAACCAAGGGGGAGCUGGAGGGCUGAACCUCCAGGGGCUUGGGCUGGGUGUAGGACGGGCACAAGGACAGAGUUCUUUGUCGCUGGAAGAAGGACCUCUCUCUGAUACCACAGCAUCAGCUGCGAGCGAUGAUGAAGGAAGCACUGCAGCAACUGAUGGAUCAACCUUGAGGACAUCCCCUGCAGAGCAGGGUGGGAGUGCUGGAUCUGAGAGUGGGGCGAGUGCAGUAGACUCUAUCACCGGAGAACACAGUGUGAGCGGACGAAGCAGCGCCUAUGGUGACAUGACCCAUGAACACGCCUCUACCCAGGGGGAGAGCGUGUCCAGCGGCAGCGGGAUGGUUGGUCAGUCCACUGGCCGGGAGGAGAGCAGUGAUAUGACCGAGAACCUGACGGACAUUGAUGGAGGUCACAGGAUGCAUACCCUGAGGCUCCUACUCCUAGAAAGACUCCUGGAGUUUCUACCAGAUCUCAGGAUCGUUGGAGGUGUCAGGGCAAUACCAUUCAUGCAGGUGAUUCUAAUGUUGAGCUCAGACCUUGACCCGGAGGAUGACAAGGACAAGGCGGCCCUCGAUCGUCUCCUCACCAUCGUCCUCUUCGAGCUCCAACUGGACCGGAAGACGUUUGGCGAUGUCUCCGCCCGUACCCCACACCAUGAGGUGCAGUUGAUCGUCAUGCGGCUACUGAGCGUCUUCAUGUCACGCACAAAGUCUGGUACCAAGCAGGCAAGCGAGUCAUCCACUCAGAUCUCUCAUGCUACAGCGGCUGCCUUACUGAGUUGUGGAGCGGUGGAUCAUUGUUUACUGAUUCUUAAAGCAUUACUGGACCACUGGAAAGAAACAGGCAUAGAUGAUGAGCCUGCUCCGCCAGGAGGGAACCUCCUCAAGCCUCACCCUCCCUCAGCUCCUCCUGACAUGUCGCCAUUCUUCCUACGUCAGUAUGUCAAGGGUCAUGCUGGUGAUGUGUUUGAAGCCUACCCACAGCUGUUGACUGAGAUGGUCCUUAGACUGCCAUAUCAGAUGAAGAAGAUAUGCGACUCAGCUCCUUCUGUCGGUAUCCCCAUCUUCGAUCAAGCCUGGUUCUACUACCUUUGUGAGUAUAUGAUGACCCAGCAAACACCAUUCGUGAGACGUCAGGUGAGAAAGCUCCUUCUCUUCAUCUGUGGAUCCAAAGAGAAGUACAGACAGCUGAGGGAUCUACAUGCACUGGAGUCACAUAUGAGAGAUAUCAAACAAAUCUGCUCUGAGAAUGGUCUUCAUCUAGAGACUGUAUCAACAACUCCUAUAUCACUACCAUAUGAUACACUCAUUACUCUGAUUGAGCAUCUGAAAGCAUGCCAAGAAGUGGCUACUUCCAGAACAACAAACUGGCAGAAGUUUGCCAUCAAGGAUGAGACUGUUAUCCCCAGCCUUCUCCAAGCGAGCUUCCAUCUCGACGAAGGAGUGUCGCCUCUCGUUCUUCAGCUUCUGACCUGUGCCCUUUGCGGGGUCAAAAGUCAACCAGCAUCCUCGAGCUCUUCUUCAUCGUCCUCGUCGAGCUCCAGGCAGAAGAGGGAACGUGGGAAAGAGAAAGAUAAGGACAAGGAGAAGAGCAAGGAUAAAGAUAAAGACAAAGAUAAAUCUGAAGAGAAAGAGAGCCCUCCAGUGCAUGAUGAAGUGCUAUGUCAGGCGUUGGUGAAUCAGCUCAACAAGUCUAUCGGUCGUGACAUCCUCCGUCGUUUCAUCAGAACUCAUCUUCUGGAGUCUAACAACACGGCACUGCGCUGGCAAGCUCAUGGAUUCCUGCUCUACAUCUUCAGGAGUUCUCCAGCAGCCAAGCAGGAGGAGCUCCUGGAGCUGAUGUGGGAGCUAUGGCCGGAGCUAUCCAACUAUGGACGCAAGGCAUCACAGUUCGUUGACCUCCUGGGCUACUUCUCACUCAAGGCACCCUACACUGUAGGCAAGUCUCUACAGUAUGUCCAGAAGGCUGCUACUCUGCUGAAGACACAGAAUCAAUGUCUCGCUAACCAUCCUAACUCCAACAUCUACAACAUGUUAGCAGGAUUGGUAGAAUUUGAUGGCUUCUAUCUGGAGAGCGAUCCGUGUCUGGUAUGCAACAAUCCAGAAGUUCCCUUCACUAAUAUGAAACUGACAGCUUUGAAGGUCGACUCACGUAACACGGCCAACUCCCAGAUCGUGAAGCUUGUCGGGACCCACACCAUCGCCAAGGUAACGCUCCGCAUCAGCGAUCUCAAACGCACCAAGAUGGUGAGGACAAUCAACAUCUACUACAACAACCGCACCGUCCAGUCUGUUGUUGAACUCAAGAACAAACCUACCAUCUGGCACAAGGCCAAGAAAUGUGUGCUUGCCGCUGGACAGACUGAACUCAAGCUUGAAUUCCCCCUCCCCAUCGUCGCUGCAAACAUUAUGAUCGAGUACGCUGACUUCUACGAUAACCUGACAGCAUCUGCCGAGACUCUGCAGUGUCCUCGCUGCAGUGCUUCGGUGCCGGCCAAUCCCGGUGUCUGCGGCAACUGUGGGGAGAAUGUUUUCCAGUGUCACAAGUGCAGAGCCAUCAACUAUGAUGAAAAAGACCCGUUCCUCUGCAACUCCUGCGGAUUCUGCAAGUAUGCCAAGUUUGACUACACCCUGACAGCGAGGGCUUGCUGCGCUGUUGAUCCCAUUGAGAACGAGGAAGAUAGAAAGAAGGCCACUACCAGCAUCAAUUCAUUGCUUGAGAGGGCAGACCGUGUCUACCGCCAGCUGGUGUCACACCGCCCUCAGCUUGAAGCUCUGCUAGUCAAAGUCCAUGAAGCGGGUGGGGAGAAAUCUUCGGAUCUUGCGACUGGAGCCUCCAGUGGUCCUUCGGGGAGCUCCGGGGUGGCCACCGUCAACCGUGUGAUCCAGCUCCUGGCUCAGCGCUACUGUGGAGACUGCAAGGGAACCUUUGAAGAGCUUAGCAAGAUCAUACAGAAAGUCCUUGCCUGCCGUAAGGAGCUUGUUGAGUAUGACUGCCGGCAGAGGGAAUCCUCCUUGAAAGCUGGAGGACCACACUCCGGAAUGACCCCCCUCAUGUCACCCCUACCCAGCCCUCACCCCACCCCAACAGCCAGUGCCAUGGCCAUGGAGGUCGCCAGCUGCCAGCAAGAAAGGAGUCUUGGGCGUUGCUAUGGAUGUGCAGCGGCUGCUACGGAACAUUGCGUGACCCUUCUCAGAGCCCUGGCGUCCCAUCCGGAAACCAAACAGAUACUAGUCAACCAGGGGCUAAUCCAGGAGUUGGUUGGAUACAACAUGCGACGCGGAUCUGCCAUCAUCCGAACAGAAGUGCGCCAGCUACUGUUCCUGCUAACCCGAGACAAUGCUCCAGCCACUCAGUUACUCAACGACAUUCUCAUGGCUAGGAUUGGUUCCGCCCUUCAAGGUCAUAGGUCAAACCCAGACUUGGCUGGUGCUGUGCGUAAUGAGAUGGCUCUGUUAAUCCAUACCAUUGAGAAGGAUGACUCGUGCUGGGAAAAGAGACUCAAAUGUGUGAUGAAAUUGUUCUUGAUGGCUGUCAAGACAUGCAACCCAGUCGUGAUGGAGAACAUCACGUUACCAUGCCUACGCAUCCUUCAUCAUCUGGUCAAGCCUCCUCAACCAACCAGCAAGAAGAACAAGGUACUUGAGAAGACUGUUGAGAAUCUAAGCACCGUGAAGCCAGCAGGAAGUGAUAUCUACAUCAACACAACCCGAUGGAUGGGAGGAGAGGGUCCUGUAGGGUACACUCAAUGGAAGACAAGAGUUCCCUCGAACAAAACAGCUGCAUCACCAGAAACCAGUGAGAAGAAGCUCCCAUCCCAGCAGGCGAGGUCACGAUACCUGAUGGAGAAGUACGGUAGACGUUGGAUGGCAAGCACCAAGAAGUCACCAGACACCCUCAACCUUGGUGGUAACACCUGGCUGUGUAGGGUUCUCUUCUCCUCGUCCUCAAGAGCCGCUCGACAGGUGGCUUCUAAUAUCGUAGAGAGCGUCUGUCAGGUGUCCAGCCGUCGCCAGCAGAUGCUAGACCUGCUGACCAGCUACUUGGACCAGGUCGGACCAAGUGGAGAGAGUGCCCAGGAGUUUCUGGCCCUGUACCAACGUCUCAUCAAGGCGGAUCACUGGAAGCUCUACCUGGCAGCCAAGGGACUCCUACCCCACCUGGCUGGGCUCAUUGCCAAGGAAAUUGAUGUCCUAUCGACCCUUGAGGAGACUACUUUGACCUCUGACCUCUCCCAAGGAUAUGCCCUCAAGAUGCUCACUGAUUUGCUGGCCUCUUUCCUGGAUGUAUCUACCAUCCGUCGUCAUUACAAGUCCAAGCUGCUGGGACCGGUCCUUCAUGGGUACCUGGCCCUUAGGAAGCUGGUGGUCCAACGCACCAAGCUGGUGGAUGAGACGCAACAGACACUCCUUGAACUACUGGAGGAGAUGACAUCAGGGACGGAGACCGAGACAAGAGCAUUCAUGGAGGUAUGUGUGGAUACAGUAAAGAGAUAUGGUCUAGAGGAUCUACGUACACCUGUCUUCAUAUUUGAAAGGCUGUGCAGUAUCAUAUAUCCGGAGGAGAACGAAGUUGGUGAAUUCUUUGUAACUUUGGAGAAGGACCCCCAACAAGAAGACUUCCUUCAGGGUCGGAUGCAGGGCAACCCUUACAGCUCCAAUGAACCAGACCUAGGACCCCUCAUGAGAGAUGUCAAGAACAAGAUAUGUAGAGAUUGUGAACUGAUCGCCCUGCUAGAAGAUGACACAGGGAUGGAGUUACUAGUGAAUAAUAAGAUCAUCAGUCUUGAUUUACCUGUGAAGGAUGUCUACAAGAAGAUAUGGUGCCCAGAUAAUGAGGGUGAACCAAUGCGUAUCACAUACAGGAUGAGAGGCCUCCUGGGGGAUGCUACUGAGGAGUUUAUUGAAUCUGUGGAUAACACCAAUGAUGAAGAUACCAAUGAUGAAGAUGUGUACAAGCUUGCAUCUGUGAUGAGUGAAUGUGAUGGUCUAGCAGUCAUGCUACACAGAUUGGCAUACCUGAAUGACCUUGUCAGAGGUCAACAGCUAUUGAUCGUCCUUCUCAAGCUCUUCAACUAUAGUUCAAAGGUCAAAGCCAAUCGUCAGCGACUCAUCGAACCAGGAAUGCAAACCCUUAACAUCAUGCUUGCUGUUCUCAAUAGGGUGUUGCUAGCAGAACACGAGGAGCCAGGAUCUGGAGGUGGAGCUUCGGUUGCCGAGCAACUGCUUUCCAUCAUGGAAGUGAUUCUAAUGGAGGCCAACAACGAGCCUCUGGAAGGAGGAAAACCUUCUGUGAUUCUCUCAUGUGAUAAAUCUCAGCUGGUAGCCCUACUGGAUCGUAUCAACAGCCCGUUCGUCCGUAGCCAUGCCAGCGUCCUUCAAGGCUUGAUGAGGAUUAUACCGUUCCUCUCGUUUGGUGAGAAAGACAAGAUGCGAACCCUCAUUCACCAUUUCAAACCAUACCUAGACUUUGAAAAAUUUGAUGGUGAUCAUUCCCAAGACGAUGAAAUCCAUGUAGAAAGCUUCUGUGUGAUUACAGCAGGCAUAGAGAAUAAUGCCAAUGGUGUUCAGCUCAAGGAUAUGAUGAUAGAGGAAGGGAUCGUCAAAGAUGCCAUCAAAUAUGUCAGUCGCAAGAUUCCUCUCGCAAGCAAUCUCGACUCUUUGCCUUGGAAGGAGUUCUUAUCCAAGCCCGCCUUACCCUAUGUUCUACGUAUCCUGACAGGAUUGUGUACUGGGCAUGCCAAGUCACAGCUGUUAGCUGGUAAUGAAAUCAUCCCAGCCGUUCAUAAGAUGGAACAGAUCUCAUCGGAAGAAGGCAUUGGGUCUCUCUCAGAGAACUUGAUGGAAGCUCUUAAAUCCAAUCCGACGGUCGCUAAGAAGAUUGACGACGUCCGGGCUCAGACUAAGGCUGAGAAGAAGAGGCUUGCCAUGGCCAUGAGGAUGAAACAACUUGGAGCUCUUGGCAUGUCGACCAAUGAGAAGGGCCAAGUGACGGCCAAGAAGACAGUGUUCAAACAGAUGGAAGAACUGAUGGAGGAAACUGGUUUGACAUGCUGUAUAUGUAGAGAGGGCUACAGAUACCAACCUGAGAAGGUUUUGGGAAUCUACACGUUCACCAAGUGUACGCCGUUAGAAGACUUUGAGAUCAAAUCCCGCAAGACUCAGGGAUACACUACUGUGUCUCAUUUCAAUAUUGUGCAUUAUGAUUGCCAUGUGGCAGCAGUGAGACAUGCUCGUGGGCGGGAGGAGUGGGAGAGUGCAGCCCUUCAGAAUGCCAAUACUAAGUGCAAUGGACUCCUACCGAUGUGGGGACCUUCAGUACCAGAAUCUGCUUUCGCUAGCUGUUUAGCGAGACACAACAGUUAUCUACAGGAGUGUACUGGUCACCGGGAACCGGCGCACCACGCCACCAUCCACGAUCUAAAGCUUCUUCUUCAACGGUUUGGUUUUGAGCGUUCGUUCAGCGAUGACAGUGGAGGAGGGGGAAGACAGAGUAAUGUUCAUCUUAUUCCUUAUCUCAUGCAUAUGGCCCUCUAUGUCAUCAACACAACUCGGUCUGUGCCGCGGGAAGAGAAGAACCUGAACGCACUUCUCAAGUCCCUCCCAUCCAAAUGGGUGGAGGCAAGCUACGAGGUUGAUGGUCCCUUCUACUACGCUGUUCUCCAUGUGCAUCUGCUACCAAAAGAGAAAUGGAAGGAGAAUCGUCUCACCAUCCUCCGGCAGCUCCUGGUCGCGGCCCAGACACGGCAUGUCAGUCCUUCUGGAGCUACUAUGUUGACGGACAAGCAGGUCAAGGAUUACAAGAUCUAUAAAGGAGCCCUGGUGUUCUUUGGUCUGAUAGAGAGACUAUACUCACUCCUCCUCAAAGAAAUGACCCAUACAACAGGGAACACCUGGCCUGUCAACCUAGCUAGCUAUAUCAGAAAUAACGAUGAGGUCUUACUGAAAGCGGGAGAUAAGUUGCUGCACAUGUAUGAAGAAGAUCUCUUACCAUGCGAGUCCUUUGCUGAGUUUUGUGAUGUCGAUGGUCUCCUCGCCGAUAUACCGAAUCCUGAUCAGUUCUUGGCCGACACACUCAAGUCCAUCCCGUAAUUGAUUCCAGUCUCCACCUGUGCAGUGAUGUUGAGUGUCGUUUUAUCAUCAUAACUUAUCAUUUUUAACUGUUCGUUUUUUGCGAUCUCGGUGAAAGUAGGGUACUCUUUUUGUUAAAGGGGAAGGUUUCCCUUGUCAUAAAGCCUUUUUUUUUACUAAAGCAGAAGUAUGAGAGAAACGUAUCUACGAAAGUUUGGUGAAAUUCCAUCAAACAGCAACCUUCAGCCUGCAACACAAAGCCAAUGAUUGUAGAUCAAAUCUUCUCGAUAGAUUGCAUUGACUACUAUGUACAAUCAAUCGUAAAAAUCAAUCAUUAUGCUUUGUUUUAUGGAGCCAUAGUUAUGGAUUUUAAAAGUAUUUUCUGACAUCACAUGAGAGGAACUUCUCCAUAAGUCAUGUGACAUAAAUUGCCAUUUUUUCUUAGAAAAUUUGAUAUUUUCCUCCUUUGCAUUCAGUAUGACAUGAGACACAUUAUUCACUCUCACUUGUACAAGAUUAUGAACUAAUAAAUUAUUUUUUUUAAUGACUAAUAUUUUAGAAAUAACUACACUUUUCAUGAGUGUACCGACUCACUUCAUGUAUCCCACUUCACAUUAACAUCAUGAUCAGGGCUCUGCUUCAUGAGUGUGGCCAUCAUCAUCAUCACUUACAAACUGCUAUAAGCUAGUGAAAUCAUGGUAUAUGAUUGGCUAAGAGAUCUUCAUUAAAUGUUUAUUAUUUUACUAAUAAGCUGUGUAAAGAGACCCCUUGUUUGUGCAGAUAUAAAGAGUACUCUUCUUUCACUUGGUAUCUCAUUUAUAUUUUUUUAUUUUUGCAAGCAAAGUAUGUACCUGUAUUUCAUGGCCUUCACUUUGAAUACUAAUUUAGCUUACUGAACAUUUACAAGUGCACUGUUUGAAGCCUAUUUUGUUCACUUAACAUGUACAUGUUUUGUGAGUGGCAUUUCUAAGUGAAAGGGUGUCAAAAUCCAGUCAUUUUUUGUCAAUAACUUCUUUACCUGAUGAUUAAAAGCUGUUUAAAAUGUUUGUUUGUUCAUCAAAUUUGUUUUUGUUCUAUUUAAAAUAAUUGUUCUUAGUAAUACCCUUAUAGCUUUCUGGAAGUUCAUACAUGUUUUAAAGUAUAUUUGUUCAUCUAUGUGUGUUAGGUAUAAUUACUUGGAAAGAGUCCAUGUAAAACAUUAAAACUACUUAGAGUUCUUGCAAAUUUAUAGAUUAUUUGGAGCAAAUGUUUGUUCAUUUAUAUGUAUUUGUUGUAAGCAUAUCGCAAUAUUUCUCUUCAUGUUUGGAGUUCAGUAGAUUCAUGUACCAUGGCAAUAUAUCUUUAGCUGAUUUUUUGAUAAGCAUUAUAGAAUUAAAAUUCACAAAUAUCUUUGUGAAACCAUACGCAUAAUACCAAUAUGUGUCAUGGCAGUAUAGUUGGUGUUCCGUGUUUUCCUGUUUUUAUAAGUGAAAUUGUUUUCCUAUGUUUUAUGAGUAAAGGUGACCGCACACCUCACGAUCGGUCUGCGACUCAAUUUUGGAAUAAAAGGUAGUAGAAUUUGAUGCUAAUAUUGAGACUUGGAAUAUCUUACUGUGUAAUGUUCAAAAUCAUCUUAAGAAUACCGAUGUUCAAAUCCGUGACAAUGCUAUCAUCCUUCUUAGAAUAAAAGCAAAUUUAAUUUCUAGUCGUAAUGACAUCAUAGCAGUCAUAAGAUUUAAAACUGAUAUGGCCUUUACUCCAAAAUAGAGGCUUGCAAUCUUUCAAAAUGGUUAUAUUAGUAUUCUUUCAAUUAAUUUUAACCUCAAAGAAAAUAUGUUCCAUUCACAUUUUCAGAAAAUGAGCAAAAUGCGAUUCGUUCCAAAAUCGGAUCGCAGUCGUAAGGUGUGUGGUUGCCUUAGCAUACUCCCUUACCAUGUCAGAAUCCAUCAAAAUAAAAAGGAAGAUCAAUAGAUUGCGAUGUGUGUAUUUUCUGAUCUUGAAACACUUACUAGAUUAUCGGUAGAACAAGUUUGUAUGGUGGACGUAUUGAAAUAGAUAUGGACUUGUUUGAUAAAUGUAGCUUAAAAUUGGCCAUGUGCACUUCAGUUCAGAUGAUGUACAUCUAAAUGUACCAGUAUAAAUUCAUUACUGUGUGGACAAUUACAUAUCAGUAUUUUGUUUGUUUGUUGUCAUAUCUUACCCAGGUUUUUACAAUUUUAAUAAUAAUGAAUUCCUCUCAAUGUGUUUUCUGUUUGAGGAUUUGAGGAUGCAGUUUGUAAUUAAAGACAUAUUGAAAAGAAUUUAUUUGAUAACAGUUUGGUGAAUUAGUUUAAAAUGUUUAUCCUGUGUCAUAGCUUUUCAUUUGAAUAUCAAAUUUUAGUCCAUUAUAAUCAUGUGGAAAUUAAACCAUCUCUAAUGGCAAAUGAAGUAGUUUGAUAUGUUGAUGAUAAUUUGGGUUUAUGUAAUCAGUGAUUUAUGUCUCAAAAAUAUAUAUGCGUGGUAUUGAAUACAUUAAUAUUAAUAAAAAUAUGUUUGUGCAUUAUAAUAUAUUUCAUCACCUUCAUAUAGUUGAGUUAAAAGAAAAUUAUUUCUAUCUGCGUAUUGUAAUAUGCACCUCCACAUUUACUUGAACAAUUAAUUUGCUUAAGUAACUUUUCAUUAGUUAUGAAUGUUCAUUUGUUUACUAAUAAAUCCCAUUAUUAACUGUGAUUUAAUAUGUCCUAUGUUAGAUGCAAUCGUUAUUUGUCUAUAUCCAGAGUAGCCAUGCAAUAUAGAAGUAUGUGAGAUGCAACCACACAGUAGCCAAUUAUUCAGAAUUUUUACAUAGAUAAGUGAUAUUUAAAUGAUAUAAAGGCCAUGAAAUGCAGGUAUUCUAUAGAUUCAUAAUUCAUUGUGCGUGAUCUUUGAUGAUGUGUACAGAAAAAGUGCAUGGCUUAAAAAUGCAGUAAAAUUUGUAUUGUUAUAGUUUACGGAGUAAUAUAUUGACAUUUUGGACUGACCAGAGUGGAUUAUUGUGAGAGUUGUAUCAGCCAGUUGCCCACAGUCAGAGAUCAACAUUAGGGGACUUGAUAAGUCCCUGUACAUAAACUUAGUGGAUUUGAUGAUAGUAAUGACAAUAUUCCUUUCUUGUAUAGCACUAGAUCAGAAGUUUCAGUCUCCGUAACAUUGGUUGAUCCGCUGAACUAUGUUGUCGACACUGUGUCUGCGGAUGGUAGUCAAAUGUCAGAAAUCGUUGAGUAAAUCCCAGAAAAGAUGGGUUAUUCUUGUCUCGUAUAGCACAUACCUGAAUCGCAUUAUCAUCUAGGUGCUGUAAAUAACUUUGGAUGUAUAAAUUUAUAGAAGGAUCUGUGAAUUAUCCAACCAGUCAGAAUCGGCGUUUACUGCUGAAUGCUGAUGGCGCUCUCCUAACCAUACCACUCUGGCAUAAAGUGGAUAUUGUCCAAGCAGAGUAAUUGUGAACUGAAUGUGAACUACAUUUGAUACCUAACCGCACAAAUCAUACGCAAUUAGCCAUAUUUGGAAAUUAAUAAGUAGGGUAAAUUCCACUGUACAGCUACCAUACAAUUGCACAGAAAAAAAAUUCCAUAGGAAUUUUAAAAUGGAUGACUUUUCAUACUUGUAGCUCUGAGCUAUUAAAGGAAUUGGGGGGUGUUUGAUGGGAGGCAAUAGAUAUUAUAAUAUGGUUGUUUUGAGUAAAACUGUUCGCACAUUGGUGAAUUACGUGUAGUUAUGGAUUGUUGUAGCACAUCUUGGCACAAUUUUAAUUUCAUUAGCCUAUAUUUGUGAGAUUUUGUAGUUAAAUACACCUAUCAUCAUAGUUGAAUAUACUUUGCUUGCAAAUAAACAAGUCUAAAUAUA